This is a messenger RNA of Xenia sp. Carnegie-2017, 1560 nucleotides long. RefSeq names its product microfibril-associated glycoprotein 4-like. The record is from RefSeq and is a predicted model, not a curated record. Bases 54 to 1118 code for a protein of 354 amino acids. The transcript has 5 exons. NCBI's taxonomy places the organism in Eukaryota, Metazoa, Cnidaria, Anthozoa, Malacalcyonacea, Xeniidae.
CGUGCAUGUAAACGUCUUUUCAUUUACUUGAAGUUAUCACUCAUUUCUAAAAGAUGGUUGGGUACAUUUUUGUGACUUUUCUUGUAAUCGGUGCAUGCAAUGCAACAAACAAAGAAUUCGAAAUUCCACAAAUUGCAUUCAGGAAAAUAAAUGAAAAUGAUGAUGCUUUGGCACCAAAAGAUAUCAUUGCAAGUCAUGUCGUUUACAGUGCGAUUGAAUGUUCAUUUCAAUGUCAUCGAGAGAAGAGAUGUGUUGGUUUUAACUAUCUAGAUAUGGCUAAAACAUCUGAGAUAAACUGCCAUAUUUCCAACGCAACAACCACAAGCAGAGUGAAGACAGUGCUUGUGAAAGAAAAAUGGACUUUUUAUCAAGCCCUUUUCAAGACGGGAGAAAAAGGGGACGGUCAAUCUACAGAAAAAAAUAUUACAUCAAACUUGAAGCAGAGCGCUUCGUCUGAAGGAAGUGGUCUUGACAAUGGACUUACAAAGGAAAAAGACUGUGCAGAUCUUUACAAAAAAGGUGAAAAAAAGAACGGAGUUUAUGAAAUUGAUCCUGAUGGCCAGGGUACAUUCAGUGUCUUUUGUGAUAUGAAGUCAUCUGGUGGAGGUUGGACUGUGUUUCAACGUCGUCAAGAUGGAAGUGUAAACUUCUAUCGAGGUUGGAAUGACUAUAAGAAAGGAUUUGGUAAUCUUACUUCUGAAUUCUGGCUUGGAUUGGAUAAAAUAUACCGACUAACAUCAGCCAAGAGAAAUAAACUUCGUGUUGACCUGGGAGACUGGUCUGGAAACAAAGCAUAUGCUGAAUAUGAUUAUUUUGCUGUAAAGAAUGAAAGUAAAAAAUAUCAACUAAGUCAUGGAGCAUAUUCUGGAAAUGCUGGAGAUUCAUUAUCUUAUCAUAAAAGCAUGGCGUUUACAACAAAAGAUUCAGAUAAUGAUAAACGUGUAGAAAACUGCGCCAUUGUCCACAGUGGUGCUUGGUGGUAUAAUGGUUGUCAUGCAUCUAACCUGAAUGGACACUACUAUCGUACAGCAACCAACAGUUGGAGUGGUGUGAACUGGAAUAGUUGGAAAAAAAACUAUGGAUCCUUAAAGUUUACUGAGAUGAAAAUAAAACCAUAAAGAAUUUCCAAAGACUGCGAUGUUAUAAAUUUGAUCAUUAUUUCUAAUGAAACUUUCAACAUAUAAUAAAAACAUUUUAGAUUUUAUCUCUUUUAAAAGAACCUUUAUAAUCAUUAUCAUUUAAAAAAGCGUUGAAAAAUUGUUAAAAAUGCUGUGGUGAAAUAAUAUUUUCCCUAAAAAUUAGAGCUAUUUAGGUAAUUAUAUGACUGUAAUGUUACGUCUUUUCACUCAUUUCUUUAAUGAGAUGUUGCUCUGUAAGUAGCUAAUUCUAUCUUUUCGCCACGUUCCACGCAAUCUUGAUGUAUCAUGCAUUUCAUGCAAUUAUCUUACAUCAUUUUUCACUAUGUAAGCAAUGUCACUUUUGAUUGGUAAACUACCUGCAAAUAAUUGUAGAUAUCUGUAGGUAAGACGUCUAUUUACAAAUAACAGUUUGUCAUUGAAA